Symbiodinium pilosum is the source of this 361-nucleotide messenger RNA. The record is from the annotation of a GenBank genome assembly. Lineage: Eukaryota; Dinophyceae; Suessiales; Symbiodiniaceae.
GAGCCUCAUGAAGCAGGCUAAGUACAAGAAGCAGUUAAAGUUCACCGUGCUGGAAAGAACACCGAACUAUCGUUCAAGAGUUCAAGAAUGCGAAGACAUGAACAAGAUAGCGAUUGACCUGCGUAACGAAAGGAUGAGAGCAGAAGAAGAAGGAAUCAUAAACCCUGUGCAGGACGCAGCUGAAGCUGAAAGAAUCAGAAAGGAAAAGGAGGAGAAAGCAACGGAGGAUGAAAGAUUAAAGCAGAAAGAAGAGCGCGAAGCUGCAAGAAAGGCAGAGAAGAAAAAGGAAAAGGAAGAGGAGAAAAACGCAAAGAAAGCCGAGAAGAAGGAAGAAAAAAGAGAAAAGAAAAAGCUUGAGUAG